AUAUUACCUACUUUUACACCCUGAAGGACGGCUCUUUUACGCGUCUCGUCCGACUACCCUCUUGCUCUUAACUCUUAAGAAACUUCUGUAGACUUUAAUGAGCAUUCAUUCUCAAUAUUCUUUACCAUUUCUACACCUUUUCUCUUUCCCUUAAAAAAAAUAUAAAAAAAGGGGGGGAAAGGAAAACACGACAUUUUCACCGUCAACGUUUCACGGUCAACAAUUUUUUGGUCUUUUGAGCUGCUUCUCUUUUGGAUCCUGUCAUAAAACUCCUUCUUGAAUCUCUCAAAAGUUUGAGUUGGUAUUAGCAACGAACACUUGCUUGCAACGGUUUUGUUGGGAUUGUUUUGAUUCUGCUACAGUUUCGCAUUGUAGACGCUUUUGCCUCCGUUUCAUUUAUUUAUUUCUGGAACUCUUGUUUUGGUCCAAGACCCUUGGUGGUGCUGGUAAUUUGGGGGGUGAAGAGUUGAACUGCGUUGGCAGUGGCUAGUGAAAAAUUAUUGUUAUUUUUUGUAAUUAUUAUUUUUGGGCUAUUUAUGGUUGAAGAAGGUGCAGUAGUGUUGUGCCCUUGAUGAAAUGAGAAGCAUAUCAAGCGCUUUGAAUGGGAAGUCAGAGAUAUAUGGUUGCCGCCGCAGCGACAGUUAGCUUUUGUGUACUUUUGGUUCUUCUUGUUGUAGGAACAGUUAACUUCAUAGAUAAGAAGGGAACACAAGGUGUUAUUAGACAAUUGCUUGAUCCAGCAUCUGAAUUGCUAGAUGACAACACGGCAAAGGUACUAUUGACCAAAAAUGUAAUUCAUUUAAAUAAAGAGGCAGAAGAUCUCCAUUUAUGCGUUCGACAAGAAUUGCCUGUUAACUUCAAUACAAUUGGUUCAGACAUUCGACCAUUAACACAAGCAGACAUAAAAAAUUUGAUUAAGCUUUGCCAUUAUCAGUUCAAGGAAAAGUGCGUCUAUUGUUUGAGAAAAAAUAAUCUUCCAUUACUGCCAUCGAGGGAAGAUGAUGAUGAUUCCAAGAUUUGGCAUGCUGCAUAUAGGGCACUGCAUUUUUCUGGAUCUAGUGCUUCCAGACAAAACUUGGGUCGAGUUUUGCUUCAGCAGAUAUCAGAAGCACCUAGUCCAGGACCAGCUGUUGGAUCACCAACACCGAGUCUUGCACCAACCCCUGGACCCAGUUUAGCACCCUCAUCCGGACCUAGUCCAGCACCAUCCCCUGGACCUGGUCUGGCCCCAUCGUCUGCUCCGGUACCUGUUGAUUCUAGACCUCUGCAUCCUCCUUUGUCACCAUUUUUUCCUAAACUGACACCACCAACAACAUCAAAUGCAGAUGUUUCUGCUCCUCCGUCAUCGGACACUAAUAAAACCGAAGAUAAGCAUAGUAAUAAGAAAACAGUUGUUAUUGCUGUAGUUAUAACUGCACUGGUGACAUUGAUAGGAGCAGCACUGCUCUUUAUGUUCUGUGGUCGGUUUUCGAAGAUUGGCCAAGGUAGAAAAAAUGAUGAGAGGCCACUUCUCAGCUUGAGCAUGAGUGACUACUCUGUUGGUCCUUCCAGUUAUGGAUUUGGAAAUUCAAUGAAAGGGGAGAAACUUGGGUUCCAAUCAUCAAGUAAUAAUUUGGUUGACAACAAGAAGCCCCAGGUUCUAGAAAGUCAAUCAAUAGGAGCUUUUAGUGCUGCUUCGGGAUCACCAUUUGAAGUAAAAACUCAUUCCCAAUGGACAGGAACCAUGCCUUCUGGAAUGCCUCCUUUAAAACCUCCACCUGGCAGGCUGAAUCCUCUCCCCCCUGAGCCUCCUUCGUUUAGGCCUUCUGGUAAUGCUGCCCCUGCCCCUGCCGCUGCCCCUGCCCCUGCCCUGGCUACUCAUGGACCACAACAGGUUGGUGUUGGUGGUGCUCCACGUCCUGGACCUCCACCACCACCACACCCAGCACCAGUUGGUGCCCAACAUUCUCCUCCCUUCCCACCACCCCCAGCAUUGGCUGCUGCCAGAGCUCAUCCUCCACCACCACCUCCUGCACCAGUUGGGGCCAGACCUAGUCCUCCACCACCACUUCCCCCUACAUCAACAGGUGCGAAACCUAGUCCUCCUCCACCUCCCCCAGCUCCAGCUGGUGCCAAACCUGGUCCUCGCCCUCCGCCACCUCCUAAGGGUGGUAUACCUCCUCCUCGCCCACCUCCAAUCGGGGCUAGCAAACCAAAAGCUACGGAGAACGUUGAAGCUGGCGCAAGUGAAGCUGAUGCUCCUAAAGCCAAGCUAAAGCCAUUUUUCUGGGAUAAGGUUCAAGCUAACUCUGAUCAAUCAAUGGUUUGGAAUCAAAUCAAGUCUGGAUCAUUCCAGUUUAAUGAGGAGAUGAUAGAAACACUUUUUGGUUAUAACGCUGUGGAUAAAAAAAAUGGUCAACGAGGGAAAGAGUCUUCUGCCCAAGACCCUUCACCUCAGUAUAUCCAGAUCAUUGACAAAAAGAAAGCACAGAAUUUAUUAAUUCUGUUGCGAGCAUUGAACAUGACAAUGGAAGAAGUAUGUGAUGCACUUUACGAAGGAAAUGAGCUACCUGCUGAGUUCCUCCAAACCUUGCUGAAGAUGGCACCGACGACUGAUGAACAACUUAAGCUUAGACUUUUUACUGGUGAGCUAUCUCAACUUGGCCCUGCUGAUCAGUUCUUGAAAGCGAUGGUUGACAUUCCAUUUGCUUUUAAGCGAAUGGAAGCACUUCUUUUCAUGAGUACACUUAAAGAGGAGCUCAAUUCUACUAUCGAGUCUUUUGCAGUUCUAGAGGUUGCUUGUAAGGAACUAAGAAACAGCCGGCUGUUCCUCAAGCUUCUUGAAGCUGUUCUCAAAACUGGCAACCGUAUGAAUGAUGGAACAUUCCGUGGUGGUGCACAAGCAUUUAAGCUUGAUACACUCCUGAAACUAUCUGAUGUAAAAGGAACAGAUGGCAAGACCACACUCUUACACUUUGUUGUUCAGGAGAUUAUCCGUUCUGAAGGCAUAAAAGCUGCCAGGCUGGCAAAUGUGAGUGAUCUUAAAGAUAGCUCUAGUGAAACCGAAGAUCGCUACCGUGACAUUGGCCUUCAGGUGGUUUCGCACUUGAGUAGCGAACUUGAGAAUGUCAAGAGAGCAGCAAUUCUAGAUGCCGACACCUUAACUGGAACUACUGCCAAACUUGGCCAUGGUCUCAUGAAAACCAAAGAUUUGUUAAACAAAGAUCUGAAGAAUGUGGAGGAAGAUAGAGGGUUUAGUGACACAAUUAGACGUUUCGUGCAGAAUGCUGAGACUGAUGUCGUGAGACUUCUGGAAGAAGAGAAGAGAGUCAUGGCUCUGGUAAAGAGCACUGGUGAUUACUUUCAUGGGAAGGCCGGCAAGGACGAAGGCUUACGGUUGUUUGUAAUAGUAAGAGACUUCUUAAUAAUGGUGGACAAGGCAUGCAAGCAGGUGAGAGAUGCACAGAAGAAGCCUGCAAAAUCUCAAAAACAAGAGACAUCUCAAGGAUCAUCUUCCUCGGAGACUCGUCCGCCACCUUCUGAUUUUCGUCAGCGGCUCUUUCCAGCAAUUGCUGAAAGGAGGAUAGGUGACAGUAGUUCGGACGAAGAGAGUCCAUAGAUUCAAGUUGGAAGCGAUGGAUGAUUGAAUGUGUUUCUUCAUUGAUCGUGGAAGUGGCUUGGUACUAACAAUCCUCGAACGAAUAUUUCUGUACAGACUUGUCUGGAGGCUGGAGCUUUGACGAAGCAAUGUUGUUAUAAGAAAUAUCUUUUGUACUAUCUUUAUUGUUGUAUCCCAUUUAGAAUUUGAUUACUACUUUGAGUCAUUUCUAGAGCAGCAGUUGUAAAAUAUUGAUUUUAACAUUCUUUCCCCCUCAAUAUUCUUUAUUCAAUUUACUUUA
Messenger RNA from Arachis stenosperma, 3878 nucleotides. RefSeq names its product formin-like protein 5. Lineage: Eukaryota; Viridiplantae; Streptophyta; Magnoliopsida; Fabales; Fabaceae. The transcript has 8 exons. Gene Ontology annotation, molecular function: actin filament binding. The record is from RefSeq and is a predicted model, not a curated record. Gene Ontology annotation, biological process: actin cytoskeleton organization; actin nucleation. Bases 602 to 3598 code for a protein of 998 amino acids.